CUGCGGUGCCGUUGGCUUCUGAACUGACCUAUAUGGCAUAAACACAGAGAGGCUAUGAAAUACAUGUUCUUUAUUGCAUUCGGUGUUCUUCGCACGUUCCAGUGUGAAAGUUGGAUCAUCGGCGCUCGUGCGUUCAAAUUAAUAUCCAAAUUGCGAGCUUCUAGACUUGGCCUGUGGGAGGAGCUAACAUGAGUCACGAGUCACUGGAGUCUGAUGAGGACUCGAGUCAGCACGUGUCUGACUUUAACUGGGAUGAAUAUCUGGAGGAAAACGGGACCUUGUCUGUGCCCCACCAUGCCUUCAAACACGUGGACCAGGGCUUGCAGACAGGGCUGACUCCAGGUAUGAAGCUGGAGGUGUGUGUGCGUUCAGAGCCUGACCAACCCUACUGGGUGGCCACCAUCAUCACCACCUGUGGCCAGCUGCUCCUCCUGCGCUACGAGGGUUACCACGAUGACCGCCGCGCUGACUUCUGGUGUGACAUCAUGACGGCGGACCUCCACCCCCUGGGCUGGAGCCGGCAGCAGGGCAAGCCCAUGAGACCCUCCGAGGGUGUGAGAGAGAAGCAGCCAGACUGGGAGGGGAUCCUGGAGAAAGCCCUGGCUGAGAAGUGCAGUGCACCUGCCAACCUGCUGGAAGGGCGUCGUAAGGACCCAGUGGACCUGAUGUCUCCAGGCUGCAGUGUGGAGCUGCAGGACAGUUUUGACCCUGGGGUGGCGUGGGGCGCUGAGGUGGAGGAGAAUGUGGGUGGCAGGCUGAGACUACGCCUAGCAGGCACAGAGGGGCUCCCUGAAACACACUCCACCCUCUGGCUCUACUACCUGCACCCCCGCCUCCACCCACCUGGCUGGGCCAAGGAGCAUGGCUGCACCCUCAGGCCCCCUUUAGCCCUGGUCGCCCUGCACACAGAAGAGAAGUGGGAGGAGGUCAGACAGAGGAUGAUUGAUCAGCCUCAUGAUGAAGCCCUCUCUGAGGAGUUCUAUAAGGACCGGCCUGUCAUCGCUGCCCACUGCUUCACUGAGGGGAUGAAACUGGAGGCCGUUGAUCCUGCAUCCCCAUUCUGCAUCAGUCCUGCCACCGUUACCAAGGUGUUCAGUGACCAGUACUUCCUGGUAAAGAUGGACAAUCUCUGUGGUGAUGAUUUGGUGUCAGAAGGCAGUGGGAAGUCCUUCCUGUGUCACAGGGACAGUCCUGGGAUCUUUCCCGCCCAGUGGAGCCUGAAGAACGGUCUCCCGCUCAGCCCCCCUCCAGGGUACCAGGGGCAGGACUUUGACUGGGCAGACUACCUGAAACAGAGUGAGGCCGAGGCAGCACCACAACACUGUUUCCCCACAUCUCUCUGUCUGUCUCAGGAACAGUCUGAUCACAGCUUUAAAGAGGCCAUGAAACUGGAAGCGGUCAACCCACUCUCACCUGAGCACAUUCAUGUGGCAUCAGUAAUCAAGGUUAAAGGGCAACAUGUCUGGCUUGGCCUGGAAGGGCUGAAACAGGCUAUGCCAGAGCUUAUAGCUCAUGUGGACUCGUUGGACAUCUUUCCUGUCAGCUGGUGUGAGACCAACGGUUACCCUUUGUUGUACCCCAUCAAGCCCGAAGUUGAGAAGCAGAGGAGGAUUGCUGUGGUGCAGCCUGAGAAACACCGAGCUCCACCCAAAUCCACAACACCUGAUGCACUCAAGCAGCAGAUGACCAGCCAAUCAGAGACUGGACAGGGGAACGGGAAGUACUGCUGUCCUAAGAUCUACUUCAACCACCGCUGCUUUUCUGGCCCCUACCUGAACAAGGGCCGCAUCGCUGAGCUGCCCCAGUGUGUCGGCCCUGGCAACUGUGUCCUGGUGCUCAAAGAGGUGUUGACUCUGCUGAUCAACUCUGCCUAUAAGCCCAGCCGGGUGCUCAGGGAGCUGCAGCUGGACCAGGAGAACCGCUGGCAUGGACAUGGAGAGACGCUCAAAGCCAAGUACAAGGGAAAGAGUUACCGGGCUACGGUGGAGAUAGUGCGUACAACAGACUGCGUGGCUGAGUUUUGUAGAAAGACCUGCAUGAAGCUGGAGUGUUGCCCAAACCUGUUUGGACCUCGCAUGGUUCUGGAGCGCUGCUCAGAGAACUGUUCUGUGCUCACCAAGACCAAAUACACUUAUUACUAUGGUAAGAAGAAGAGUAGGCGAGUGGGCCGCCCACCAGGGGGGCACUCUAACCUGGAAGGGGGGGUGAAGAGGAGAGGUAGGAGGAGGAAGAGGAGGAAGCAACUCUUCGUCCAUAAGAAGAGACGCUCCUCAGCCUCACUGGACAACACACCUGCCGGUUCACCACAGGGGAGUGGAGAGGAGGAGGAUCUGGAUGAUGAGGACUCUCUGAGUGACGAUACUGGCUCUGAACUCCAGGAUGAUCAGGACGAUUCAGAAUAUUCCAUUGGGAAGUCACAGCCACCCACCCCGUCCCCUUCUCCUCCUGCAACGCCCCGGCCAACCCGAAAGCGCAGGAAACCUCACUCCCCAUCCUACUCUGAUGAUGAGAACCACCCACCUUCACCAAAGCGCUCAAGAAGUGAGGCUCCCCAGAAGCUGUGUUUGGACACCAGUCCCCUAGAGUGGAGUGUGACUGAUGUGGUGCGUUUCAUCAGGACCACCGACUGUGCUCCCCUGGCUCGCAUUUUCCUGGAUCAGGAGAUUGAUGGACAGGCUCUGCUCCUUCUCAACCUGCCCACGGUGCAGGAGUGUAUGGACCUGAAACUGGGACCAGCCAUAAAGCUGUGUCACCAUAUCGAAAGGGUCAAACUGGCAUUCUACCAGCAAUUUGCUACGUAGCUGAGGGUUCUAAAAUAAGAGAAACUUUACAUAGUCAGUAACCUGAAAUGAUUCCAUAACUCAUCUACCACUGGACAUCCUUUGGACUCUGCACCCAGGCCCAGCACAACAGCAGCAGCAGUCAGGCAUGGAUAUCAGAUGAUUCAAGACUUGCAUUGUUUCUUUGCAAUUUCUACUGUAUGGUCAGAGAGGGGUUUACCCCGCUUUAUUCUAGGCAAAGACAUCUCACAUGGAUAUUCAUAUUCAGGUUUGUCACCCACAAUCUCAAAAUGACUCCUGGUUUCAUUUGAUCAACAUUCAAGCAUGGACAAUGCAAGGUUCUAAGCACAAAAGACAAAUAAACCACUUGUACUAUAUUGUGGUAUGCAAAGUGUAUCUAACAGGGUGUAUUUGUGUAUAGUGUACAUAUUUAAAAGCUAUUCUAGUACAACAGGGUGAUUAAUGGUUAUAGCUUGAUUUUCUACAAAACAUAUUUGCUUUGAAAGUAUUUGUGAAGGCCUUCAUUCAAAACAGCCUUUUUGUUUUCUCUGAAAAAGAUUUGAACUUAUAAUCAUAUUGAAGACAUUAGGGCCUGUGGUAAAAGCAUUUAGGAUUGAGGUGUUUUUGGAGCAGAAAUCAGAUACAUUUGAUAGUUUUACCUUUUUCCUACAACCCUCGGUAGAUUACUGGGUAUUGUGUGGUAUUUUAUUUUCGUUAGCCAACUAACUCUUUGCUGUGUUUUUAGUUUCUCUCGUUUACCCGGCUCUGCCACUGAGAUCAAAUAUAUUUUACAGGAGAUACAAUUGAUUAAUUUGACUGUAUAUGUUUGUGGAAUAUGAUAUUUAAGAGAAUAUGGAAUAAAAGCCUGAAUCUCUUCCCCAUGAGAUUCACGAUCUUUCCUACA
Oncorhynchus nerka (sockeye salmon) is the source of this 3684-nucleotide messenger RNA. RefSeq names its product scm-like with four MBT domains protein 1. The transcript has 21 exons. The coding region runs from base 189 to 2801 and encodes 870 amino acids. Gene Ontology annotation, molecular function: histone binding; chromatin binding; transcription corepressor activity. Gene Ontology annotation, cellular component: nucleus. NCBI's taxonomy places the organism in Eukaryota, Metazoa, Chordata, Actinopteri, Salmoniformes, Salmonidae. The record is from RefSeq and is a predicted model, not a curated record. Gene Ontology annotation, biological process: negative regulation of DNA-templated transcription.